Molecule: messenger RNA, 2178 nt
Organism: Chara braunii
Lineage: Eukaryota; Viridiplantae; Streptophyta; Charophyceae; Charales; Characeae
Source: the annotation of a GenBank genome assembly
GUCGUGGACCAGCAGUUCGUCAGAGACACCGGUGCGCUGGCCAGCGUGACCGAGGAGGAGUUGAGCAUCGCCAGAGAGAGGAUGCGCGCCGUUUCCCGCAUGGGAGCCGAGCGUCAGGUAGCGGAGUCGGACAGGCGGCGACGCAAGACCGGUGGUCGGGGACGUGGCGGCCGUGGACGAGCAGGUGUCGGAGGACGGACACGUGACGAUGCGGGUUCCGCUCCUCGGACUCGGCGACAGCGGACGGAUGGUUGCAUUCGCAGGGCCCGCAUGCGUUGGGACGAGGGUGACUUCUUGUUCGACACCACAUCUAGCGAUGACGACAAUUUCUUUGCGUCGGGAACACAUGCAUCCACGGGCGAUGAUAGAGGUGACGGUGAUGACAGAGGCGAUGAUAGAGGCGACGGUAACGGCAGAGGUGAUGGCACAGGGCCCGGGAGAGGGGGAGGGGGAGGGGGAGGGGAGACGGACUUCGGAGGACACGGUACACUCCGCCAGGCGCAGACUCAGUGCACUACAGCAGGCGGCCUAGUCCACUCCACAGGAGSGGGUUUGGAGGACGGCGAGGCACGACGUGAGCCGCCUCCUCACACGAGUGACGRCGUUCUAGAAGAUGGAGAGGUUGCACCUACUMCCACUUVUGGACAGGACGGGGAGGACGAACGUCCUCYGACGGGCCACCACGUCGGCCUCRACUGCCCGCCCGRCAGUCUUYYGCGCACCRACGAGUUAUUGAACAUGGAUUCCGCCUUGGCAUCACUGCCCGAUGUGUCGCUAUUGAUAUCUCCCACUUUGGCGGUUGUGCCACCACCGGAGCCUKCUAGACGAGACGAYGAGCGUCWCAACAGAGGGUUCGACGAGUUCRGCGGCGACACGAUACUGCAUCCUUUAGAGUCCGACACUCCAGCCAUUUUUCAUGUCGGUGCACCGUGGGCAGUGGAGCAGGGGUUGGCGGAGGAGGUUGCACGAAACCGUCGUGGUGGACCGCCCGUCGCGGCGCAACGUAGUCUGGGAGGUUCACUAGAGGCAGCGUCUGGAGAUUUUGUGGCACAGGGGGGUCAUGGUUCGCAUCAGUUGUCGGACGGCGUGUCAUCGGUCCGUCCACCGGACGAGGGCGAGCAGCGAGAGCGACAUCGAGGCUCGACGGAGACUUUAGAGGCUAGGCAUCCCAGAGUUAUCUGCUCGGACGAGGGCGUGGCCCAUGAUACGACACAACCAGGGAGCGCAAACACUGCAUGGUACAUCGGGGAGGGCAUCGAGCGCAUAGGGUCAACGACCGCACACGACGUCGGAGGAGGCGGGGGCCGGGGUGUGGAUGGCGCAGACGCUACACGGUCCUUCAGGGAGGGCAUCGAUGCGCAGGGGGGCAUCGAGCGCAUAGGGUCAUCAACCGCACACGACGUUGGAGACGCGCACAUAGAUGAGCCUCGACCGCAUCUGAUGGGGAUGCGUGACAUCAUGCAUCCACCACCGUCACGCUCCCCUGCCGUUGACCCCGUCGCCCACGGGCAGGCCUCGCAGAGCGCAUUGCCGACGAGGUCUUUCUACGACGGUGCGGCCAUGGACCGGAGGGCGUGCGAUAUCGGAUAUGCAUCAUCAUGUGGACCGGCAGAUGUGCCCGCGGGGGCGAGAUUGAUCGGCAACGUCGAUGGCACUUGUCACGGUUCCAUGAGAGCUUAUGAGGAGCAGCAUGGGAGGCUUAUACGGGCCAAGACGACCGAUGUCCAUGACACCAGGACGGCUACUGCGAGGCUAUCACGGAUGAGGAAGAAGGGAACAUGUGCGUCGAUUCCGUAUCGUCGGCGCCGCCCGCAUCCUUUUUUCCGCAACCGUGACGGGACCAGACAGAUGCCAACUGCUGCAGAUGGACGGGGCGGGGUGGACGUAGGUGACAGAGUGGACGAAUCAGGACGAGGUGAGAAGAGACGAGGUGCCACGAUGAUCAUCCACAACGACAGCUCCAAAGCCGCUGAGGGUGGUGAGACCACAGGCGCCGACGACCCUGAUGACUCCGAUUACACCCCGAGGAUCCGGACAGCGGACAGAGACGACUGCGGAGGUCGUCGCGGUGUUGGGGUUGAGGYGCUACCCCUUUCAGGGUAGCGCAAYAGGGUUCUGAACUUCUGAGGUUAUUUUAGUUGAACGAUGCUCUGAGUUCAAUAAACAGUGUUAAUACUG